AUGUCCUUGCAGCAAUCUCUAGCAAUACACCUCUACACCAAUUCUAUCAAUCCGAUGUAUAUAUCCCCUCUUCACCAGUUUUUGAGAAUAUCCGCGCCUACGCAGAUACAAUCGCAAAUCAGCCAACUACACAGAUUAAUGAACAUGCGACAUUAG
Messenger RNA from Debaryomyces hansenii CBS767, 156 nucleotides. Its product is annotated as DEHA2D03102p. NCBI's taxonomy places the organism in Eukaryota, Fungi, Ascomycota, Pichiomycetes, Serinales, Debaryomycetaceae. The coding region runs from base 1 to 156 and encodes 51 amino acids. The transcript has a single exon. The record is from RefSeq and is a predicted model, not a curated record.